AUGGCGGAUUUCUUCUCAAUGGAUGUCCAAGAACGUACUUUUGAUAAUUCUCAGAAUGGACGGUUCGCUUUAAGUCAAUUAAUACUACGUUGUAUUUAUUUCUCACUUCCUGAACCAAAGAAAGAUUUGAGUAAUUUUAUCGACAUUUAUCUUCGAAAUAAGGAGAAAUUGGCACCUGCUGUUUACGAGCUUUUCAGAAAUUACAAACAGCAGGUGCCACGUUUUGAUAGAGAUGAUCACUGUGAGAAAGUCGUCAACAAUGGGUACUGGGAAGUUUGCCAAUCCUUGGUUGAUAUGUAUCGUUGCGAUAAAUACAGCUACAAAUCGUCAGUCAGCGACUUCUUCUCUUCUCCAUAUUUCUCUGGAUCAGCUGGUGUGGUCAUCGGACUUAUUUCCAUUCUCUCCGCCUUCUUUUUACUUCAUUUUCUUCAAAGAAGAUCAGGACAAGGAUCUAUGCCUACUGGAUCUCGUUCAAAAGUCUCCUCGUCCUCGACUGGAAUUACCGCACCAUUGAUUCCAACUCCCAAGAAAUCAAAAUCUUCGGAGACUCCGAAGAAAUCGAACACUCCGAAAUCAACACCGAAAGUUACACCGAACAACACUCCGAACAAAAUGAAAACCGAAUUGUAUUGA
Molecule: messenger RNA, 633 nt
Organism: Caenorhabditis remanei
Lineage: Eukaryota; Metazoa; Nematoda; Chromadorea; Rhabditida; Rhabditidae
Exons: 4
Coding region: 1-633 (210 amino acids)
Source: RefSeq, a predicted model, not a curated record